Aplysia californica (California sea hare) is the source of this 3416-nucleotide messenger RNA. RefSeq lists its product as uncharacterized. The record is from RefSeq and is a predicted model, not a curated record. NCBI's taxonomy places the organism in Eukaryota, Metazoa, Mollusca, Gastropoda, Aplysiida, Aplysiidae.
CUUUUAUGGUCAGCAUGAAGAAAGGAAUGAGGACUUGUACUGCGAGUUCGGAACAUUGGACCAAAUACAAGCAACAGAUGGAACAUAUGAACCCGCGUGUUUCGACAGAAACAAAGGGAAGGAGUAUCACCAGGCUGACGGGACGGUGUUGCGUCCUUUCCUCAAGCAUGGCUCUGGUGGCUUUAACUUGUAUUGCCCCGAGGAGAUCGGCAAUGGAACUUUAGAGGAAUCCUGUUCUCGACGGCCUUACAAAAACUGCAGCUACACCUGCGAUGACGGUUUUUCCCGAGCUUCCGACUGGCUGAAAUGUCUGGAGAAGGGACCCUCGAACAACGUGUCUGCUAGAUGGGACAAACAUCUCCCCUGUGUCCCUUUGAAGCCAGAUCCCAAGGAGAUGGAACACACGACAGAAAGCUUGGUCUACCGGGUAUCCAUUGGGCUUGGUGUAGUGGUAAUUGUUGUCCUGUUGUUGGCAAUUCUUCUGUUCUUUCUGCGCCAGCACAGGGACAAGCUACCCGAGUACCUCAAAAAUGCUUGGUUGAUCAAGAAACAGGGAGAUAGAGAGCCCUCAGAUCCAGCUGAAGAGACUGAGCUCAUGCCUACAGUUGGUGAAGAUGAAACCUCGAUACCUCUGUCAGUCAACUCAACAGUUGGAGAUCCACAGCCCUCUAUAUCUCCGUCAGUCAACUCAACAGUUGGAGGUCCACUGCCCUCGAUAUCUCCGUCAGGCAACUCAACCGUUGGAAGUCCACCACCCUAUGUGUCUACAUCGGUCGAGAUCUCUCCAGGUGUUUCCAUGACAACAACUACCUCGACACCUCAGUGUGAGGGAAUGCCAGUGACCGGGACUGAGAGGCCAGUGAGGGGGACUGAAGUUAUUCAUCCCUGUGACACUCCUGUUACCCCAGCAGGGCAGAAAGGAUUCCCCGAACUGAGCAGCGACAAGGUCUGCUCCUUGCCCGGAGGUUUUGGCAGUGUGAACCCGAAUUUGCAUCUGCGAUCAAAAGAGUUCCUGGAUAAGGACUUGGCCUCAGCUCUCAAGCAUUUGGAUGAGCCGCUCUAUUCUGACGAGGAUGGAAAGGUUCUGUCUAUCUCAGAGAGCGGUCACCAGGGACUCAAAGUGAAUGCAGCACCAGAGUCCAGAGACGCACCACCAGAGGGCGCCAAGAGGGUAGCCUCACUCAAUGUCUCAAGCUGCACGGGACACGUUGGCCUGUUUUUGAAGCAAGACCAACGUUACGUCAAUGAGCUGGUCUCUCACAUUGAGGUCCUGGACGUCCGGUCAUCUAGCCAUACGCUACUAUCCUACGUCCAAGACAAUUACCAGGAGUUGGGGUUCGUCAACCGAGAAGAGGUCUUGGUGCACCAUCAGUAUCAGCGGGGCUGUAAUGGGCCGGCCGCAGCCUUCUUACAGAGGCUGAAGGAACGGCUGACGAAAAUUGGAAGCUUGGUUUCCUACUUCAACGAGACUGGAAACAAAAAAGCUGUAGAAGUCAUGCUGAAGGUGCAUCAAAAUUGCCCGUUCUGUCUGCAAUUUUCGGUGUCCGAGAGAUAGUAGCCUCGUAGGCCCCAAUUACGUGUGCCAGUAAAUGUGCACACCUUUGGUGUCCCAUCGAACAGGGUUUUGACCUUUAGUGUGCGGCGUGUGCACACCUUUGGUGUCCCAUCGAACAGGGUUUUGACCCUUUAGUGUGCGGCGUGUGCACACCUUUGGUGUCCCAUCGAACAGGGUUUUGACCUUUAGUGUGCGGCAUUUGUGCAAGUUUCGUGCCAAUUUUUUUCAUGGACUUAACACGAGAAGCGACUACAGUGACAACGAAGCGCUGUCUACAAAGUUGGUGUGUUCUGAUGUGGCAGCUCAUCCCCUGUGUGACUGACGAUACGAUGCUCUGUUGUUGUGCCGUCAGCCCAUGGUUUUGAACGACGCUCAGUCAGUUUUUUUGACACCAUGCUGGGUGGAGUUAGCCCUACUACCUGAUCUCGUGGUCUCAACUUGUUCCCGUUGAUACAAUUAUGUGGAAAAUUGCCGGUCAGGCAAAGGCCACCCAUCCCAUGUGGCAUGAACAGAUCUUCUGAGCUGCAAAAGAUAAACUGCGCGUGCUUGUCACUCUUGUCGAAAAAGAGGACUCUUCUGUUACAGAAAUUUUGUUCUGGUGGUUUCGUGUUUAACGCUUUGCAGCCACACAGCCAGCAGUUAAAAAUAGCCCCAUCUGGUCACCCAGCAAGAAGGGUGACAACAACGGUCUUCUCGAGCCUGACGCGGACCAGAACGGAUAAUUUUCAGCGUCGCAUUAAAGUGCUUUAAAAAAGCAAGUACUGUUGGAGAAAUAGAAGAGGUCUGUUUUAACCCUAACUCUGGCAAGGGCCGAUUAAAUCGGCCCAUUUCCUGCCAUGAAACUGGCAGGGCCGAUCUCAUAGGACCAUAUAGUAAACUGCUGCUUCUGCCUUCCAACUAAAUAUUUGGGGCUUCCUAAAGUGAUUUCUGAUUGGCUAAAAGGCUAACCUACAACCAAUCAGAAUAUUUCUACCAUUCUGGCUUAGGAGAAGAGUAUUUUGCUUUCAAAACAGAGGGAUGUUUUGAAAGCUUGUUGAUCAGGUCACAAGCCACUAAUGCCAGUGUAGAUCUAUCACUUGUGUGGGUCUAAAAUGGCCAAAAAUCGAUCUUUUUUGGAUACAUUUGAAAGUGAAUUGACUAGGGAAAGUAAUUCAGACACUGUUAGUGGUGGAUUUAUUGGUGUUCAGUCAAGAUUGGGAUUAGAUCUGACAGACAAUGGGGAUACAUUACCAGUUCUCAUCCUGCCCCGACUUCUCUUUCAAAUGGAACACUAGAUUCUACUACUUUGGGAGUCUAAUAGGGGCAGAAAAAGGAGAGCUAUAGAGUAAAGUAGGUUCCUUUUGCUAUACUAAUUAUUACAGACUACCAGCAGAUUGCUGAAAACCACAUGGUUGUACUUAGAGUGUUUUUAUGUUGAGUUUGGUAUAAAAUUAGCGAGUAUCAGCUGCGUUCGAAACAGACCACAUGACAAAUUGAAACAGUCAUAACUCAUUACCUGUUCUUCUCAAACCUAUAAAACUAUACAUUUUCUGAAAGGUAAUUGAAAAACCCAUAUUUCUGCUAUCUCACAUUUUUUAUAACAAGGAAUACAUUAGAUUGGUGAAUAUGCUAAUGAGCAUGUAAAUUUUUUAUGUCAGCCAUCUUGGAUUUCAAAGUUACAUAACCCCUUGAAAAUAAAAUAAAAUCAUAUGUUCAAUGGUAAAAUAUAAAAGUUCAUUCAAUUAUCUUUCAGAAAAUAUAUACUUUUGUAGGGUUUUUAUUUGAUGCAAGUCCAUAAAUUUGAUUUGUAAAGCAUGUGCACGUUUUGGCUGACUGGCCCUGCCAUUCCUGUUGAAACCAUUUGCCAGAGUUAGGGUUAAAG